AUGAAUAUGGAAACAGAGUCUGACAAGUUCACUAAAACAGAGACUACCUCAACAGCAGUAGAAGCACGUUCAGAUCAUUCAGGUUCGUUAAUAAAUAGGAUAAAAGAUUCAUUCAGGCCAAAUGAACUUUGCACGGUACCGGAAGAUGCGGAAAUCAGUGAGCUCACUGAUCAAGAAAAGAUUCAAUUGAAUCUGGCAUCUCAACCCUACCAAAAAGUGCUAAGCCAGAGGCACUUAACUAUGAUUGCGAUAGGAGGAACUUUAGGGACAGGCCUAUUUAUAGGUUUAGGCUACUCGUUGGCUUCUGGACCAGCAUCUCUGUUGAUAGGUUUUCUUCUCGUCGGUACGUCAAUGUUUUGCGUAGUUCAGAGCGCAGCAGAGUUGUCGUGUCAAUUUCCUGUUUCUGGCUCGUAUGCAACUCAUGUUAGCAGAUUUAUAGACCAGUCAAUAGGUUUUACUGUCGCUACAAACUAUGCCCUCUCUUGGUUAAUAUCAUUCCCAAGUGAAUUAAUUGGUUGCUCACUCACAAUAAGCUAUUGGAACAGUAGUGUUAACCCUGCUGUUUGGGUGGCCAUUUUUUAUGUUUUUAUCAUGGGCUUAAAUCUCUUCGGUGUCAAAGGGUUUGCGGAGACUGAAUUUGUUUUGUCAAUUUUCAAAAUCUUAGCAAUUAUAAUUUUCAUCGUUAUUGGUAUAGUCUUGAUUGCAGGAGGUGGACCAGGCACCACUGGGUAUAUUGGUACCCGUUAUUGGCAUAACCCUGGUUCUUUUGCUGAACCAGUUUUCAAGAACUUAUGUAAUACCUUCGUUUCAGCAGCAUUCUCAUUCGGGGGAAGUGAAUUAGUGCUUUUAACAAGUACUGAGUCAAAAAACAUUUCAGCCAUAUCUCGGGCUGCGAAAGGAACAUUUUGGAGGAUCGCCAUUUUUUACAUUACCACAGUUGUAAUUAUUGGGUGUUUAGUCCCUUAUACUGAUCCAAGACUGCUUAGUGGUUCAACUAGCGAAGAUAUCACAGCCUCUCCUUUUGUCAUUGCGCUAAGUAAUACAGGUUCUAUGGGAGGGAAAGUAUCGAAUUUCAUGAAUGUUGUCAUUUUAGUCGCAGUUGUUUCAGUAUGCAACUCCUGUGUUUAUGCAUCUUCAAGGCUAAUUCAAGCCUUAGGUGCAUCCGGCCAACUUCCUAGCAUUUUUGCAUAUAUGGACAAAAAAGGCAGGCCUCUGGUCGGUAUUGGCGUCAGUGGUAUAUUUGGCCUUUUAGGUUUCUUAGUAGCUUCAAAUAAGCAAGAUGAAGUUUUUACUUGGUUAUUUGCUCUGUGUUCUAUCUCGUCUUUUUUCACCUGGUUUUGCAUUUGUUUGUCACAAGUUAGGUUCAGAAUGGCACUAAGAGCGCAAAGAAGAUCUAAAGACGAAAUAGCAUAUAAGUCAAUGCUUGGUAUUUAUGGGGGGCUUUUGGGAUGUAUUUUAAAUGUACUGUUGAUCGCUGGUGAAAUUUACGUGUCAGCUGCUCCAAUAGGGGAAUCGAGUUCAGCCGAAGGUUUUUUUCAAUAUUGUUUGAGUAUUCCAAUUAUGAUAGUCGUUUACUUUUGUCACAGAUUUUACCGUAGGGAUUGGAAAAACUGGUACAUAAAAACCAGAAAUAUUGAUCUCGACACAGCUUGCUCAGUCGAAAAUAAGGAACUUUUCAAUGCCCAGAGAGAUGCAGAGAAAGAUCUCAUCUCUUCGAAGCCUUUCUAUUAUCGUUUCUACAGAUUUUGGUGCUAG
Molecule: messenger RNA, 1755 nt
Organism: Zygotorulaspora mrakii
Lineage: Eukaryota; Fungi; Ascomycota; Saccharomycetes; Saccharomycetales; Saccharomycetaceae
Gene: SAM3
Product: bifunctional polyamine/amino acid permease SAM3
Exons: 1
Coding region: 1-1755 (584 amino acids)
Biological process (GO): amino acid transmembrane transport
Cellular component (GO): membrane
Molecular function (GO): amino acid transmembrane transporter activity
Source: RefSeq, a predicted model, not a curated record